This is a messenger RNA of Ilex paraguariensis (yerba mate), 643 nucleotides long. The record is from the annotation of a GenBank genome assembly. NCBI's taxonomy places the organism in Eukaryota, Viridiplantae, Streptophyta, Magnoliopsida, Aquifoliales, Aquifoliaceae.
AGAUCAGAAAGAUACAAGUGAAAAAUGCAGGCCGGAAAGAAUGCAGCGGCGUCGGUGAAGGAGUCUGCGGCGAACGUAGCGGCGUCGGCGAAGGCUGGGAUGGAGAAGACCAAGGCCGCCGUGCAAGAAAAGACCGAGAGGAUGACUACACACGAUCCAGUGCAAAAGGACAUGGCCACUCAGAAGAAGGAAGAGAGGGUGAACCUAGCCGAGAUCAGCAAGCAGGAGGCGCGUGAGCAGAAUGCGGCAUCAAAACAAGCGGCGGCCACCGGUGGAACUCAGUCCUACACCGCCACCGGAGCCACCGGGCACCACCCAACCGGUGGGGCGCAUCCUAUGUCCACCACGCCAGGCUUUGGCGCCGGGACUGGACACUCCACCGGUCAAGUCACUGAAGGUGGUGUUGAGUCCCACCCUCUUGGGACAGCCACCGGGACUGGGAGAAGCGCCACCGCUCGCAACGCCGGUUUGGGCGGAACCGGUGGCACUUACAGUGCAUAAAUUUGGGUUACGAUUCCUCGUACAUGCCUAAGAACAUUAGCGUUUGUUGUCUAGUGAUGUCUUGUGGGAAGUGUGUUUGCUGUUUCUGUGUUGCUUUAGCUGUUAAUUUUAUGUAAUGUUUGGUACUUGCAGUUGAUUAAAU